Rotaria sp. Silwood2 is the source of this 699-nucleotide messenger RNA. The record is from the annotation of a GenBank genome assembly. Lineage: Eukaryota; Metazoa; Rotifera; Eurotatoria; Philodinida; Philodinidae.
AUGAAAACCUCUGUAACAGGUGGUAUUUCUUUAGUUUGUCCUGAAGGACGUUUGCAUAUUGAAGCUAGAAAAGUAGUGGAUGGAAACGAAGUGAAGCUUAUACAAGAAUCCUCUAUUAAUCAUCCAAAUCCUAUUAAUAAUAAACCAGAAAUGGAUCAAACAAAGCCGAUACGUCUAAUUGUGAAUCAGCAUUCGAAAAAAGUUUUUCAUGAAAUCCUAUAUUCUCAUUCUGCUGCAUUUGUAGGAGAUUGUUCUGGUUCGAUGUCAUCGAAUAAUAACAUUGAGAAACUUAAACGCAGUUUUUUAGAUGUUUGGGAAGCUGCUAAAAAAGAUGGCUUUGAGACAAAAAUCGCUUUCACUUCUUGGAACACACAAUCUUACUUUUGCAAAAAAUCAUGGCUUGUUUUAUCAGAUGAAUAUAAAGUUAAAAAUUGGAUUUCUAAUCUUAGAGCCGAAGGUGGUACUGAUAUGCAAACUGGAAUUAUGGGUGCGAUUAAUACAUUUUCACCUGUAGAAAACAUCAUCACUAUCUGUGACGGAGACAUUACUCCUUUUACUGUCGAAUCUUGGAGAGAAUUCUGUUCUCGCUAUCCAAAAACUAAUUUUCACUUUGUCGCUGUUGAAUCGGGCUCUGAUUAUAAGACUAUGCAGGAAAUGGCUGCGAUUGGAAAUGGCUCCUUCACUGGAACGAACAUCUAG